Daphnia carinata is the source of this 520-nucleotide messenger RNA. Its product is annotated as UPF0389 protein CG9231-like. Bases 86 to 520 code for a protein of 144 amino acids. The record is from RefSeq and is a predicted model, not a curated record. Lineage: Eukaryota; Metazoa; Arthropoda; Branchiopoda; Diplostraca; Daphniidae. The transcript has 3 exons.
AACAAAAUACUACGUGCAGAAGUUCGAAGGAGAUCUCUGCAUCGCCUGCUUGACAUUCGAAGGUUAACCAUUAAACAUCGUCAACAUGUCAAUGUUGAACAAAUUUCGUACGUCUCAAGUAAUUUGCAAGUUGAAUAAAAUUACGAGGCGUGGAAUGGCUGAAUCGAAACCUGAUACCAGUAUUAAACCUCAUACUGAAGCCGCAUACACAUCCCCUAAUUCAGCACUAGGAGAUGUUCACAGGGUUAGUAAAGUGGAAAGAUAUUUCCUGGUUUGGACAAAAAAAUUCAAGUCUACAAAAGAUGUUCCUGGCUAUGUUUCGAGAGACAUGAUGGAAAAGGCUAGAAACAUCAUGCGUAUAAGACUUAACUUAUCCAUCAUAGCUCUUUGCUUGAUUGGGGCAUUAUUUGCAGCCAAAAGUGGGAAAAAGGCUGCUGCUAGGGGAGAAUCCGUCACUAAGAAUAACCUUCAGUGGCAUAAAGAUUACAAUAAUUCCCAAAAUGCACAGCUCCCUAAGUGA